CCACAAUGCAACGCGCAGCUGUCAUGGCUGCCCGCUGAUGGCUUCUACUCCACAUGGGCGCAAAGCUACGUACUAGUUCUUUCCACUUAUUUUGCCAACUAAAUGAAAUCUUUUUGAUUCACACUCUGAACCUGAAUUGAAGCGAGAAGGUCGCGCGGCAACAGUAGUGCAGGAAGUCGUGGCUGUCAAAGAUGCUACUCGACGUGGAGAUCUCCAUCCUCCGAGGCUUUUUAACACCCGGUGAGCUGACAACAUGGAAACAGGACAUUUACAGUAUUCCAGAGGCGGGCUUAUUGUUGGAGUUCUUGAUGAUUGGGGACUUUGAGGCAGUCUUGAGAAGCCCCCAGGUGUCAGCGCUGCUUACCGGAGAUGGCAGCUGUCAUGAGGGUGAGAACAUUGAGGCCUAUCUAGAGAGACGCAUCCUGUUGUACCUAACUGGUGACAUGGAUGGCGAGCAAACCAACAGCUUCAGAGAGCUGGUAGUGAUGGUCCUUGCUGUCUCUUGCCUCCAAAUGUUUGUUCAAAGCAACUGGACUGGUCCUUCACUUUCCAUCCACCUCUCUGACCUUCUUCCUCUGGUCCUGCUCUCUUCUCAGCCUCAAUCCACGGUAGAAGCUAUCCACUCUUGCAUGCUCCUGGAUGGUGAGUCUGUCUACAGCUUGGUGGCCAACCCAUUCCUCCUCCUCUUGGCACGGGUGAUUCUUACCAAAUGCUCUUCCAAAAUGGGACAUCUUCAGCUCCUACCCUGGUGGACUCUGCGCUACGUCAAACUUCACCAGCAAAUUCUCGAGGCGUGUUCUCAGCAGCUCCUCGACUUGUCUCUCAUCAGCAUGGAGAAAGUGCUGAAAUGUGAGGCUCUGUUCUCCGAGCAGAGAAACCUGGCAAUCCAGUUCCACUUGGAGUGUGUGUACUUAUGUCUAACCUACUACGAAUACCAGACUGCCAAGGAACACAUCAAGAAAGCCCAGGAGCUCUCAAUGCUUGAUAUUAACAUGACUGGUGCCUUGGGAAAACGUACAUAUUUCCAACAAAAGUAUUUGGCUCAGCUCAUUCUUGAAGUCAAGAGAAAGCAGGAUCAGGAUCAAUCGGUUGCAAGUCCAUCACCAACUCCGCAAGCUUUACUUCCCAAGGAUUGCAAUCUUGGGGAUGACACAGUGUUGGACAAGAUUCGUUUAGAAGAUCCGGACCAGUAUGAGCUGCCGGAACUCACUGCGGAGGAGCAGGCUGUCAUCUUGGGCCUCUCCACGGAUUUUCAAAAGAACAACCCUGUCCACAAAUUGACACAAGAAGAACUUCUGGCUUUUACAUCGUGUUUACUGGCUCAACCCAAGUUCUGGGCCGUUAAGGUGUCUGCGCUUUGCCUCAGGACUAAACUGGAAAAAGGGAGUUCGCGGUGUAUUGAGAGAGCCAUGAUGCAAACUCAGGCAAUAGUAGACCAUUUUGAAGACAAGAACUGUCCCUUGAUUGAGCGUCUGAAGGUCUUUUACUGCUGUCCGGCUCCAACCAGAUGGAUUGUCCAGAAACAGUUGGCGACUCUUCUGACCGACCUUGCCUGUGUCAGUUCAGCUUUGCUCAUUUACGAAAAGCUGCAGCUAUGGGAAGACGUUAUCAUAUGCUACGAGAGACUUGGCCAACACGGCAAGGCUGAAGAGAUUGUACGUAGGGAGUUGGAAAAGAAGGAGACACCAAGUCUAUACUGUCUACUAGGGGACAUUUUAAGAGACCAUCAGUACUAUGACCGGGCUUGGGAGCUUUCAGGCCAUCGCAGUGCCAGAGCCAUGCGGUCCAAAGCCCUGCUACAUCUGCGAAACAAGGAGUUCCAGCAGUGUGUCAACUGCUUCGAACAAUCGCUGAAAAUCAAUGCCUUACAGCUGGGUGUGUGGUUUUCCCUCGGUUGUGCCUACUUGGCCUUGGAGGGCUAUGAAGGAGCGGCCAAGGCUUUCCAAAGAUGUGUGGGACUGGAGCCAGAUAAUGCAGAAGCAUGGAACAACCUCUCCACAGCAUACAUUCGACUAAGAAACAAAAACAAAGCCUUUCGCACCCUCCAGGAAGCCCUAAAGUGUAACUAUGAACACUGGCAGAUUUGGGAAAACUUUAUUGUAGUGAGUGUUGACAUUGGUGCCUUCGCUGAAGCCAUCAAGGCCUAUCAUCGUCUAAUGGAUCUAAGGGACAAAUACAAGGACAUCCAGAUUGUCAAAAUCCUAGUAAGGGCUGUUGUCGAAGAGUUGACAGAUAGCCAGGGUGAGCAGACGGCAUCUUUGCAGUCCAAACUAAGGGAACUUCUUGGCCGGAUCAGUUCCCGCCACAGCAAUGACCCUGAAAUAUGGCAGCAAUAUGCCGUACUGUAUGGGGGAGGCCACAGCUGUAAUGCAGAGGAGAACGAGAAGGCACUGCAAUUCCUGACCAAGGCCUAUCGCUGUGAGCUUCAAGCUAGUGGCUGGGAAAAGGAGCCGGACCUUUUUAGGGAAGUGAUCAAAAGAGCAAUCGACAUGGGUGAAAUAAGUAUCAGUUGCAGUAAGAAGAAAAACAAUCCUGCGGAAGCUCUACAGGUGCUCUCCUCAACACGUCUCAACCUGAGGAGCUUGGUCACCAAAGCCAAGCAAAUGCACACUGACAUGGCCUCUGGUGAGAUCCAUGCUGAGCUGCGAGAUGCUGUCGCAGUUCUAGAGCAGCUUGUUACAAAAUUGCAGGAGUUGUGUGAAGAACUGGGUGCCCAAUCGUCGUGAAGACCCCCACAGAAGUCGCUUGACAGCUUUUUUUUUUUACAAGAUAUAAAUUAUGUGUACUGUACAGAUUACCAUGUGUAACUAGCAGAUGUAGAACAUGGGAUUUUGAAUGUUAGUCAAAUUGAUAACAAUGAUACAUUAUAAAGAUAGCAUGUCUGCCUCAGUGGACAGAUGCCUUGUGCUUCUUUUCAUCCUUUUGUGAGAAUCUGUCACGAAAGCAAUUACACAUUAUCAAAAUACUGUAUGAUGUAUAUCAAAGCAUCAACCACAGUAUUCUUUAACCAUACAUUGUAAGGCAUUGAGAAAUUUUCAUAUUUACCAUGCUAACCUGGAGGCAUUUUAACCAUUUAUGGAAAAUCACUCUGCUGCUAAUGUGAAAGUCGCUCAAAUUUUUCACCUUUGAGGUGGAGUUUUCUCAAUGAUUAUGAUGAAUUAGUUUACAAGCGCAUGCUCAAACAAACCAGAUUGAUUCAUUCUUUUUCCGUACCUCUUGACCUACACCCUGAACUGGUUGCCAGCCAAUCACAUUGCACAUAUAGACAUACAAUUAUGAGUGAAAAUUUCAGAGGUAAUAGUUUAGUCUGGGGAACAAAUACAUCACCAUUAGAGGGCGCAAUUUUGACACUGAGAAACAUCUAGUUUCAGUGAAAUGUCUCACAUUUGUAUUGUAAUGGAUGAAAAAAAAAAAAAAAAAUGCAAUUACUGUCAUGUGAAUGUUUUGUCAUGAUUGAGCCGUUGAUCCGGUCCUGUUUCCUUUGUUUUGAGGUCUGGUAGAGGCACCUCGGUCAUAUUAUACUGUAAAUAACCACUGAAGGCAUAUUCCAAACUCCACUGUUGCACUGCAAAACUGUUCCAUGGUAAGAAAAUAACAACUACGGAUCCACCACUAUGUAGCUAAACAGGACUGUCUAAUGUUGUACACCCACCAAUUGCCAGAUUUUCACUUUUUCAACAACCCUAAGGUAGCACUGCUAAGUGAGCAGUUUGUGAUGCAACUCAACCCCACAGUUGUAAGAACUGCUCUGUCAUUGGCCAAGAGCGGCUUCACGUGUGAUUAGCCUAUAUGAUGACAUCAUUUCCUCGCCGAGAUUUUACAAUAGUGCUAACAAACAUGCCAAAGUGGCAGCUAUCCUAGCAAUGAAUGCACAAUUUCCUUGCCAAAAGCAGUCGAGACUCAUUCAACGGUUUCUGCACGCUUUGCUGGUGUGAUGUGGACGUGAGCAACAGGGGUGAAGCGACCGCAGAACAUCAUGCGGAGAGUGCGAGACAAAAGAAAUGAGGCAAGCAGCAGGUGAAUCGACAUUGAUUUUUGCAGAGUUUAACCAAUGAACUUCCUACUGAAACAAGCAGCACCUGACAAAGUUUAACUGAUUACACAUGUAAAAGAUCUGAUGGGUGAAAAGGGGUCCUCUUCAUUGGUUGGAAAGCAAACCUGCACCCUCUUGGCCCUUUCUGGAAUCUGUUUGACAACUGUGCUCUAUUGGCUUACCCACUUUAUUAUGGCAACAAUAAUAAAGACAAAAAGUAACAAAAUAACAGCGGGCCGCCGCAACACGACCACUCACUUUUGCUGUCCCGCCUGUUUUCCCAUUCUAUCUACUUGCUUCCUGGUACAUCACAGCUCCCCAGUCCGAUUGUCUCUUAAGGGGGCCACGCAUAGUUACUCCCCUAAUCAUGUCAC
Molecule: messenger RNA, 4407 nt
Organism: Corythoichthys intestinalis (scribbled pipefish)
Lineage: Eukaryota; Metazoa; Chordata; Actinopteri; Syngnathiformes; Syngnathidae
Gene: ttc27
Product: tetratricopeptide repeat domain 27
Exons: 20
Coding region: 192-2726 (844 amino acids)
Molecular function (GO): protein binding
Source: RefSeq, a predicted model, not a curated record